GAUUUUUAGGAUUAUGUACGGACAUCAACUUAUCAGUCAGCAAUGCUACAGAAUUCGAUUGAUUUCAAAGAUAAAGUGGUGGUUGAUGUAGGAGCUGGUUCUGGUAUUCUCUCAGUGUUUGCUGUUCAAGCUGGUGCUAGGAAAGUGUAUGCUAUAGAGGCCAGCAGUAUGGCAGUUCACUGUCAGAAGCUAAUCAAAUCAAACAAACUAGCUAGUAAAAUCAUAGUAAUUGCUGGCAAAGUUGAAGAGAUCGAUCUACCUGAGACAGUUGAUGUUGUUGUAUCGGAGCCCAUGGGUUAUAUGCUCUUCAAUGAGAGGAUGCUGGAGAGCUAUGUACAUGCAAGGAAGUGGCUUAAACCUGAUG
Amphimedon queenslandica is the source of this 364-nucleotide messenger RNA. RefSeq names its product histone-arginine methyltransferase CARMER-like. Gene Ontology annotation, biological process: chromatin remodeling; peptidyl-arginine methylation, to asymmetrical-dimethyl arginine. Gene Ontology annotation, molecular function: histone H3R2 methyltransferase activity. The transcript is spliced from 3 exons. The record is from RefSeq and is a predicted model, not a curated record. The annotation marks the transcript as partial. Lineage: Eukaryota; Metazoa; Porifera; Demospongiae; Haplosclerida; Niphatidae.